CUGCACUACAUAAUACGGAUCAAUAUUUUUAAAUUCUUCCAUACCUUUCAUUGUCCACCGGUUAAGAAAUUUAAAAGGAGUUGUUUAUGAUCUACAUUUAGAACUUUAACCAGUUUUAUUUACUGACUACGAUAAAAAUAUCCAUUGAGAAAGUUUAAAAUAAUUAAUGGUUCUGUGUAUUUGUAAACCGACACAUUUUAAUUGAAUAUGGGAAAGGAAAUAUUCCAAGUGAUUUUAGACAAUCAGAAUGCAGUUUUCUAUCCAGGCCAGAACGUAUCCGGAAGAGUGGACCUUGAACUUUUUGACGAAUUGAAAGUAACAGCUAUCAACUUGAGUUUUAAAGGUUAUGCAAACGUACAUUGGACAGAAAGAUCUGGCGGGAAACACAAACACACACGGCAUUACAGCAGUAAUGAAACGUACUUUAACAAUACUGUGUGCUUGUUCAGUGGGAAACACGGAGACAGUGUCAAACUACAAGCCGGUAAAUACAGUUACCCGUUCAAUUUUCAGCUGCCGCCAGGGGUACCGUCAUCGUACGAGGCGACUAUAGGCCGAGUUCGAUACUUUAUACAGUCAGACAUCGACAUCCCCUGGGCGUUUGACAAACACACGAGGAGAAUGAUCACGGUUGUAAACCUGCUUGACUUAAACACAGUUCCAAAUGCAAUGAAUGGCGCUACAAAAUCCGACCAGAAGACAUUGUGUUGCUUGUGUUGUGAGUCGGACCCGAUAUGUGCAAUGAUCGCGGUGGAUCGUACUGGCUAUGUGCCAGGAGAGGCCAUCGUAUUCAGGUCUGAAAUCAACAACAAGAGUGACAGAGAGAUGACUUGCAGCAAGGCAAAGCUUAUCAUGCAAGUGCGGUAUCAUGCUACAACGAAGACAAGAAAUGUCAAUAAUAUCGUUAAUCAAACGGCGCACGGGAAAAUUGAGGGCGGAGGCACAGACGUAUGGAUGAAUGAGAAACUCCAUAUCCCGGCCGUACCUCCAUCUUACCUACAGGGAUGCAACAUCAUAGAUAUCAGAUAUUAUAUGACGAUGACAGUUGAUCCUUCGGGUCUGGGUUUCGAUCUUAAUGUACCAGUUGAGGUUGUGGUCGGCAGUAUACCGUUGGCUUCCAUAGCCCAACAACAUGGUAUGACGCUUCCUCCACCACCACCGCCACAAGAUCCAUCCCUUCCACCACCCCCACCGGGUGCACCGCAAGGUCUCUACACUGAUUCCGCAAUGCCCUCGAACCUACCCCAAGCAACAUUGGCUGAGAGUGCAAUGGGUCGGGUCAGCACACGGGAAGAAGGAGAUACUGAUGAAACUCAAGGAAAUACAAACUUUGCUCCGGUGUAUACUUAUUAUAACUGGGACAAACCGGACCCUGCUAAUACAUUCACAGUACAGAUGGAUGAAGGGGACACAGUUAACUGAUUCGUACUUUUAGUACAGUUAUAUAUUUUCUGAAAGUAGUUUUCAUAUUUGAAAGUAAGUGAUUAUAUAGCAGAGGCUACUUUUGUUGAUAUGACUGUUAUAACAUCCCUUCGGGAGCGAAUACAUCUCAAUUCUUUCCAGCUAGACAAAUUUCUUAGUAAACUCACAUCUCCAGAGCGUCGAAGAUAUUGCUCUACCCGCUUGGAUUGCACAAUAUUAUAUUCACGUUUGAUUACAAAGCUUUGUAAUGAGCGUCCUAAAUAAAACACAUUUUUGUUGAUAUUCUUGCAACUACGUUUUUUCUUGGAAACACAUUUCAUCGCAACGAGUGAGUUCUUCCUUUCACAAAAUAAUUUAAAUCUCUGAUUGCCCAGAGCUUAUCGGCAAUAAAACAGAUGACAUGAUAAUAGUUUAUUUGAAAUAACAAUUUGGUAGAGUUAUACGUCCAAUCUUUUUGCCGUUUUGCAAGUCCUCUUUUCACAGACGACAACAGUUGCAUGAUGAGUGAGGACAAAAAUCGAUCAGUAAUGCUUGCCACAACUUAGGAAAUGAGAGAAAAAAGCAACCAUAAAAACAAAUAAGACUGUAGUAGAUGUCAGGUUUUAAUAAUUAUAGUCUAUAUGCCAUGUGGAUAUUUUUUAACCUUCACCCUGCUAAAUUUCUAAAAUGGACUGGUCUAUCAUUCAAUUUGGGCAGUACCACUUAGUAUUCAAAGUGGUGUUCACUGAAAAUGUACUUACUGAAUAGCGAACAGCCUGCAUGGAUGAUCUUGGUCUGCACUGGUCGCAAAGGCAGAAUCACUUGCCGUCAGCAGGCCAAAGGUUAAUUCCAUGCAGAAUCUGGAUAUUACGAUAUAGUAGCCGACCUCUGUCAUUUCGUUUUGACAUGUUGGCGCAUUUGGUUUGGCAACAAGCCAACACGCCAGACGACAAAUAAGGUAUUGGCGCACUAAAUUGUUGUUAGGCUCGCAGAACGAAAUAGCUGGAAUCGGCCACCAUAUCAGUGGUUGGUAUCACGCGAUGUAUAAAGGUCUCCAGACACGGGUAUCCGCGUAGAUGACAACAGUUCUAAACGACUUGGUGUCAUUGUCUAUCGGAAACUAUACAACUCAGACUAGUUCCUGAACUUACAGUCUAAUCACCAUCUUGACAGCAAACGUUCAGUAGCAAGUACACUAUGAGAAGGAUAAAGAAGGCCGAUUAACAUGCGGCCGGACAGGAUGCUUGUUACCACCAAGAAGAAAGAUAAGAACGAGAAAGUUUAGUCACAGAAAAAGGACAGGAAGUUGAAUGUGCAACAGGGUCUCACAGGAAGUGUUGCAAAAUCUAAAUAUCACAACUGUCCUUUGAAAUGCUAGAAAAAUAUUUGUGUACAUCUCUUCUUUACUUCGAAACUACUAGUUUGAUCUCUUUAACACUUGCAUAAGAAGUUGGAUGAUGUUUGAGCAAGAAACAACAAUUUAAACAAAUAUUUUCGUCCUUCACAAGCUGAACUGUUACUCUACAUUAUAGUUUUACGCUGGCUAGAAUAAAGGUCUUCGUAAUGGAUGCUUACACUUAGAUGAUUAGUCAAUGUUAGCAUAAAUAAAAGCGCUUGUUAGAUGCUAUACGAUAAAGAACAAAUAAAUAUUAUCUUCAAGGUUUCGUAAAUACACUUUCAUUUUAGCUACAAUGGACCACUGCAUGCAUUGUCGGCGACACCUACACAAUAGUGUAAUUCAAUUUAAUUACAUGCAAUGCAUUUCAGUGUCAACAUUUAACGUUGUAAAGCGGGUAGGGCGCCAGAAACAAAAACUCUUUCAGGUUGUGAUAUUUGAAAGAACAACAGUUUUUUGUGUUUGUUUAUUUUUUACAGUUAUUUUAUUGUAGUUUGACAUUUCGAAUUAUUUCAUUUUCAAAUUUGAAUAAUAGCUCUGUAUGGCAAUUAUGCUGCAUUGGCUAUAAGAGAUAGAAUAUUCAUAAUUACUGUAUUUUUAACCAUUUUGUGUCGAGCUGAGUGCCACUAUUCUAAUAUAAACAUAUUCUUACUAAGGUGAUUCAAAGGUUUCUGACAAUAGUUUUACUGUAAGAAAACAACAAACUGUAGAGACAGUCUCAAUCAAAAACCUCGAAGCAUUGUCCCCACUCCAUCGUUUCGGUAACUCGUCGAUUCCGGUUGCUAGGCAACCAGAGAGAUAAGUCAAACCUGCUUUGCCACGCAGUCUUUUAACUCGUUUAAGUAGUCAAAGCGGAAUUUAUAAUUGUGGAAAAAGCCGUCAAAUCAGAGGAGUAUGGCGGGUGUCGCUGUAUUUUCCAGUCAUAUUUGUCAAUUACCGAUGUCACGUACUCAGAUUUAUGCUGUGUUGCGUUGCCAAAAAGCAGUACCGGUUCCGCUUCGUUCUGGGCGUAAUAAUUUCUAUAAAACAGGGACAUAAUCUACCUUCGCAUAUGCGACAAUUGCUAGCUGUAUUAUGUCCCUUGUUCUUUACGAACAAAGAUAUGGAAAGUCAUGUUUUAUCUAUACCGUCUAUUUCAAGGCGAUUUAGUUCAUUUGCAAUAUUAAAAUAAGUGCUUUUCUAUAAUGGACGCAACUUGACCCCGAUGGUUGACCUUUGUAUUAUAAUACAUAAUGAGGCAAAAUCUAUUAUUGAAAAGGAAUGUUGAAAAAACAGGAGCUACACGAGAAAAUGGAAAUAUCAAUUUGUGUAAAUAUAAAUUAGUGUAUUGAAAAGUUCUAACUGAUCAAAUUUAAGUAUACAUACUUUGACACUGCACUGUAUACACAUUAAUUCCACAUAAAUAUACACGGCUACCCUAAGCACCCUUUAAUUAUUUCUACAAUGAAAUAAUCGAUAUGAAAUAAUCAGCCUAAGGUCAACCAUCGCGGUCAAGUUGCGACUACUAUACCCUAGUCUGGCUACCGACUAGAUAAUCUUUUUUUUUUUUAGAAAAAAAUAAUUCUUUUAUAGAUUUUGACUUCAUCAGUCUUGGCUCUGAUUAUCUAUGUUUUGAGAAUAAAAGGGACAUAAUGAUACAUAAUGAUACAAAAUUUGUAUUGCCUCAGGAGUUAUCUCCUGUGAACAAAACAUAGGGUCUGAACACAGACUAACUAUACCCAUGUAAUCAUGCUUAACAUCUAUUUGGAGUGCUGUUUCAUCUGUUUUAAUCAUAAAAUGAUGUACAGCCUUAUUGAACUUUAAUUAAAAUUUUGAAGGCACACAUCAAAAUUUUGUGACAUGGCUCCCCAUGUAUAAAAAUCACCCCGUUGGAUACAAUGGAUCACUCGUAAGUGUUCCCACCAUUCAAUUUAUACUUUAAAAUUUCUACCUCGGACGGGCAGCAGAAUGACUAUUUACUGCAGACCCUGUAUAUUACAUAUUGGAGACACCAAAUGGAAACUUGGGACGGUUGCAGUGGUCCAGUGGUAACACUGUCAGACUACGGCACCAGGGGUCGUGAGUUUGAGCCCUCGCUCCUCCAGCUAAACAUUACUAACAUUGGGAUAAGAGUCCCGUGUAUGGAUGCUUUACAUCUGGCGCGUUAGAGAACCAGGGAAGCUUCUGAAAUUGGAGCGUGCUUCUUCUGUAUCUUGCACUAUCCUCCUACUAACAUUACUAAUAGUCUUUCUGGAGGGGUCGCCCAUAUGGGUAAACAGUUGCGAUUAUAAAUAAACUUACGUACACGCACACAAUGGAAACUUGUGACAGAAUUUCUUUUCAUGCCCCUUAUAUGUAAGGUAUUGCAAAACACCGUGACUGUUCACGUGUGCGAAUAUUUUAUAUUCACGCUCUUUUCUACUCUACUGUUUAUAAUACGAAUGAAUAAAAUAAUUUUAAUAAUAAUAAUAACAAAGUUCUUCAUCAGAAUAAAACUUAACAGAAUUUAGACAACAUAUGGAUAGGUCUGUAACCUAAAUUUAGCAGAUACUGAGCGUAUUGAAUCGAAAUAUUUUUAUAUGUAAAACAUCUUACAUCAUCAAUUUUCAUGUUAAUGCAGCAUAGUAGACGUAUGGACGUUUUGUGUGUUUUUUAUAUAAUUUUCUUCGUUCAAAGAACGAAUUAGAAGGAAAUUGUUUUCCCUCAAGUGUAAUUUAGUUACCAGUUUGCACGUUAUUUGCGGUAAUUGUAUUGUGUGUUUUUUAGUCAUUCAGCUUUGGGUAACCGACCGGUUAACACAGACAGUUUUUACAUUAAAAAUGUAGAUACUACGAAAUCACGAAUACAUAAGUAUUAUGUUGAUGAUGUGCAUUAUGAUUAUUAAUAUUAUUAAUUUUAUGAUGAUA
This is a messenger RNA of Mercenaria mercenaria, 5682 nucleotides long. RefSeq names its product arrestin domain-containing protein 3-like. NCBI's taxonomy places the organism in Eukaryota, Metazoa, Mollusca, Bivalvia, Venerida, Veneridae. The transcript has 7 exons. The record is from RefSeq and is a predicted model, not a curated record. Bases 208 to 1422 code for a protein of 404 amino acids. Gene Ontology annotation, cellular component: cytoplasm. Gene Ontology annotation, biological process: protein transport.